Messenger RNA from Teleopsis dalmanni, 6203 nucleotides. It is a transcript of the gene Hr4, whose product is annotated as hormone receptor 4. Lineage: Eukaryota; Metazoa; Arthropoda; Insecta; Diptera; Diopsidae. The transcript has 7 exons. The record is from RefSeq and is a predicted model, not a curated record. Gene Ontology annotation, biological process: regulation of DNA-templated transcription. Gene Ontology annotation, molecular function: sequence-specific DNA binding; DNA-binding transcription factor activity; zinc ion binding.
ACACCUUCAGUCUCAAAAAGAUUAAGCCUUUUGGGUAAUGACGCGAGCAUUUUUUUUGCAGCGUUGGAUUUCCUUUUUAUAAAGAAUUAUGACACUGAGCCGUGGCCCGUACAGCGAGCUCGAUAAAAUGAGCCUAUUUCAGGAUCUAAAACUGAAACGACGUAAAAUCGAUUCAAGAUGCAGCAGUGAUGGAGAGUCCGUAGCCGAUACAUCAACAUCAUCGCCCGAUUUAUUAGCACCAAUGUCGCCUAAAAUGUGCGAUAGCGGCGCAGCUUCUGCGCUGCCAAUAGUUACACUAACAGCUACAUCGUCCAUCGCCAGUGCAUCGGCAUGUUCAAGUAGCUCGGCAACAACAUGCACUAAUACACUACCACCAACAACUGGUGUUGCAGCAGCCGUUGUAAUGGCAUCCAACAAAUCAACAACCAAUGCUGCCAGCUUAAUUAAGAUUGAACAGCAGCAACUACAACAACAACAACAGACUGAAAUACACUCGUCAUGCGGCACUGUGUCAGCAGCAGCUGCAUCAUCUGUGAUGUCACCACCACCGCCAACUGUCCGAAUGUCACCAGCACCUGAUAUUAGUGGUAAUGGUACUACUGGUACAAGCAUUAUGGAACGACUAACACCAAGUGGUUUACAUGCACGUGCGACGCCUACACCACCGCAUAAUAAUGGUACGGCAAGCAGCAGUUCAACAAGUAAUGGCAGUGGUAGUAGUCGUGCAUCACCCGAUUCUCUUGACGAGAAACCCUCAACUACCACAAGUUCUCAUAUGCCAACAAAUGGAUUGCAUAGUAGUAUCGGUAGUAGUGGUGGUGGUGAAUGCAGUGUCACCAAUUUAAGUGUAAUACGUUCUGUGAAAGAGGAACGCAUUUUGGGUUCUCCUACAAAAAUGCUCUCUUAUCACCAGCAGCAACAACAGCAGCAACAGCAACAACAGCAACAACAACAGCAGCAACAACAGCAGCAGUCCAAAGGUCCUACGCAGUCGCAACAGCAUGUUACUGUGCUAGUGACUCCAUCUCGUAUCAAGUCUGAACCAUUACAACAGCAGCAGUCCUCAUAUGGUACUACAGCAACUUCAUCUGCGUCUAGCACGCAUCAUACAAGUUCUUCUUCACCACAACCAACAGCACCACAUCACCAGCCACCACCUCCAAUUGUGCAAACGCAUCAUUUACACCAACAACUAACGCAGCCGCAACUUCGCAAAAGUAGUCCACCAAGCGGUGUUCAACUGCCACAACAACAUUUGCUUAGUCAUUCAAUGCAACAUCUUACACAGCAACAACAAAUACAACUGCUGCAGCAGGCAGCCGCUAUGUCUCGCUCAACGCAAAUGUCACCAAACGCCAUGUCACCAUCAUCACGACAUUCGUCACAGUCAUCGCAAUCGCCGCAACAUCACAUGCUGCAGCAACAACAGCAAUCACAGCAACAUGUGCCCAUCAAAAAGGAAACUGCAUCAUCACAAAUGAUGAAUCAUGGUGGUUCUUUGGUUGGGAAUGGUGGUAACACGCAGCGACAUCAUUCACCACGUCAUCCGCAUCAUCAACAGCAACAGCCACCUCCUCCGCCUCAGUUGCCACCACAAGCUCUUGGCAAUAUGGCACAAGCACUUAUGCAUCCUGCUUCAUUACAAUCACUGCGCCAUCCAAAUCGAGAUGCUGCUAUGCUUUUUCGUGUCAAAAACGAAGUACAGCAACAAGUUGCAGCUGCUGCCGCUUCGGGUCUACCGCAACUUAUGCAACCCGGUGCUGCUGCGGCAGCUGCAGCGGCUGCUCAACGUAUGGUCUGGGUCUCAAAUGCACGAAUAAAUGGUGUUAAACCAGAAGUAAUUGGUGGACCUUUAGGAAAUUUAAGACCUGGCGGACCUUGCCAAUCACCAUCACCGCAUCAUUCAUCGUCCUCCUCUUCAUCGCAACUUUCACCACAAACUCCUUCGCAAACACCACCUCGAGGCACUCCAACGGUUAUUAUGGGUGAAAGUUGUGGUGUGCGUACAAUGGUGUGGGGAUACGAACCACCACCACAAUCAGCUGGACCAUCACCAAAUCAGUCAGGCCCUCAUCAAUCACCAAAUGCACAACAACAACAUCAGCAACAUAGUGCGAAUUCUUUACAUUCGCAAUCACAUCAUUCAUCUCAGUCGUCUUUGCAAUCUGCGUCCUCUCCAUCUACAGGAUCUUUAACUCCAACACAUACACCUGGUCCUUCUCCACAAAACAAUGAAGAAGCUGCACAGCUAUUAUUGUCAUUGGGUCAAACGCGUAUACAAGAUGUACGACCUCGACCACAUCAAUUUCGAACACCACAUGCACUCAAUAUGGAACGGCUUUGGGCAGGGGACUAUUCUCAGUUACCGCCAGGGCAGUUACAUGCACUUAAUUUAAGUGCGCAACAGCAAUGGGGAAAUUCGAAUUCAACUGGUCUUACUCGACCAAUCGAUGCUCCUCAUGAACCCACAGAAGAGGACGAACAGCCACUGGUUUGCAUGAUUUGUGAAGACAAGGCUACUGGACUACAUUAUGGGAUUAUAACGUGUGAAGGUUGCAAAGGCUUCUUCAAACGCACCGUACAAAAUCGUCGCGUUUAUACCUGCGUUGCAGAUGGCACAUGUGAAAUUACCAAAGCUCAGCGUAACCGUUGUCAGUAUUGUCGGUUCAAGAAAUGCAUCGAACAAGGCAUGGUGCUGCAAGCUGUCCGCGAAGAUCGCAUGCCUGGUGGGCGUAAUAGUGGCGCAGUUUAUAAUUUAUACAAGGUCAAAUACAAAAAACACAAAAAAUCCGCCCAGAAACAACAAUUACAGCAACAACAACAGCAGCAACUUUUACAUUCACCGCAUCAGCAACAGCAUCCGCAUCAUCAAUCACAGUUAUCUCCACAUCAGCAUCUGCUGUCACCACAACAGCAUUUACAUCAACAGCAAUUGGCUGCAGCCGCAGCUGUUGCCGCUGCAGCGCAGCAUCAACAAUCGAAAUUGCUAAGCGCACAAGCUGGACUUAAUGCUGCGCUUGGACAAAAUGAACUGAAACCAAUGUUUUUAGGACCUGCAAUGAAGCAAGAGCACUUACUUCUGAAGCAAGAGCACUUACACUCACAGCAACAACAACUACAUUCGCCUCACCAUCAACAACUACAGCAACAACAAUUGCAUUCGCCUCAUCAUAGUCUCCACGGCUCACCGCAUACAAGUCAGCAUACCGGCUCUGGUCCAUUACAUAGUCCUUCGACACAUUUGCAUAAUCAACCACCAACUUCGGCAGCUUCUUCACAACAUCAUACGCAACACCAUCAUCAUCAUCAACAAUCACAGCAGCAGCAGCAGCAGCAACAACAGCAACAGCAACAUUCUCAAUCGCAAACUCAAGAGACUGCGAUUAAAUUACCCUCGCAUUUGGUUAACGGUACAAUACUUAAGACUGCCCUCACAAAUCCCAGCGAAAUAGUGCAUUUACGACAUCGGCUAGACUCGGCCGUCAGUUCAUCAAAAGAUCGUCAAAUCUCUUAUGAGCAUGCACUUUCCAUGAUACAGACGCUGAUCGAUUGCGAUGCCAUGGAGGAUAUUGCAACAUUGCCACACUUUUCCGAAUUCCUCGAGGAUAAAUCGGAAAUAAGUGAGAAAUUAUGUAAUAUUGGGGAUUCCAUUGUACACAAACUGGUGUCAUGGACUAAAAAACUACCAUUUUACUUAGAAAUACCCGUUGAAAUACAUACGAAACUUUUGACUGAUAAAUGGCAUGAGAUACUCAUACUUACAACUGCAGCAUAUCAAGCGUUACAUGGAAAAAAGGCAAUCGGUAGUGGGAACACUAAUAUAUCCAUUGCCACAUCCACAACAACAACAACACGCUUACAAUCGCCAAGCAGAGCAAAUUCACCUACAUCUAAUCAUCACCAGCACAAUCAUCACUCCGGAGACACUUCACCUCACCAUCACAUGGGAGGACAACACCAUACUUCACACUUGCAAAAGGAUGAUCCCGAGUUUGUUGCUGAAGUCAAUGCGCAUCUUAAUACCUUGCAAACUUGCCUAACCACACUCAUGGGUCAACCGAUUGCAAUGGAGCAAUUAAAAUUAGACGUUGGUCAUAUGGUGGAUAAAAUGACACAAAUAACGAUUAUGUUUCGUCGCAUUAAACUCAAAAUGGAAGAAUAUGUUUGUCUCAAGGUUUACAUUUUAUUGAAUAAAGCAGAAGUGGAACUGGAAAGUAUACAGGAACGUUAUGUGCAGGUUUUGCGCACAUAUCUACAGCAUUCGUCACCACAAAACCCACAAGCACGAUUGAGUGAACUAUUGUCACAUAUACCGGAAAUACAAGCAGCUGCUAGUCUUUUGCUCGAAAGUAAAAUGUUUUACGUUCCCUUCGUUCUUAACUCUGCCAGCAUAAGGUAGCAAAUGCUUCAGCGUGGUCUACUACCGAUCGAUGAUGAUCCGCCUAAAGAGUUAACCAGAUUACAUAUACAACAACAACAACAACAACAAGUACAGCAAAUACAUGCCAGUAAAGCACGGAAAAAGAUGGUAGCAACAAUAGUUAAGAAAAAUGCAAUGCAAUAUGGUAAGCAAGGACGACAACAACAUCAGCAACAGCAACAAAAUAUUUUACCACAAUUGGAGCUACCAAAAAUAAAGAUUGAGAAGGAGUAUGAAAUGCAAAUGCCAGUAACCAUAGAAAAUGUAACAGAAAUACAAGAAAUAAAACAAACAAAUCAACAAAAGGAACAACAACAACGCCAAGAGCAACAAAUUGAAGAUAGAAUUCAAAUUAUGCCAGCAACUUCCAUAUUAAAAACAUCAUUACUUGCUGGUGCGGCGGCAACAUUAGCAACAUUAACAGCUGCUGCUGAGCAAAUAGGCAAAACCACAACAACAACAAUAAGCAAGAAUACAGAAAAUCUAACUAAAACUGCCACUAAUACAACUGCCAAUGUAUUUAAUCAACAUACUGCAAUAUGUAGUAGUUCAAUUGCAUCUUUUUCAACUGCCACAACAACAAAGUUGGAGAAUAAAAGACUUAAUCAACAACAAAAUAAUGUUGAUGGAACAAUUAAGCAAACAACAAGUACAAUAACAAUGCCGCAAUAUACAUCAAUCCUACAAACAGCAUUACUGUCACAAAGGCCAGGAGCUGCCACCACAGAACAACUGCAGCAACAAGAAGAGCAACAGCUGCAACAGCAUUCAAUGCAACAUGCAACAACACCUGCACAUAUACUAAAAACGGCUGUAACAUUGGCGAGCUUAAGUGAAAUAACAACAGCUCGACAGCAACAGAAGCAACAGCAACAACAACAGCAACAACAACAUCAAGAAGAACAACAACUUCUAACUCUGGCUCAAAACAAUCCCACUCAACAAACAACAACACUGCCAAUAUUUAAAAAAUUCAAUUAUACUGCACAAAAGCAAAAGCAACAACAAAUGCUUUUGCAACAACAGCAACAAAAGCUGGCUAUGUUGCAGCAACAGCAACAGCAACAACAACAACAAGAUAUAGUAAUUAUACCAAAAACCGAUACUGCCAAUUGUGGGACAACAGUAAAUGCAAAUAAUGCAACAACAAUGUCUUACACAAAACAAACAAUAAAUAAUUGUAUUAAUACAACAGACUUAACAUAUUUUAAACAAACAACAAUGAGUAGCAACAAUAGUAACAGCAACAGCAACAGCAACAGUAGCAGUAACAGUAACAGUAGCUACAAUUGUCAAGCUAUUGCAACGCAAACGAUAAAACUCUCAAAUACAAAACCGGUAACAGUAACAACGCAAACUCAAACGGACGAACUGCCUGAAAGACUUUUAACAACACCAACAGCAACAACAACAACAACAACAGUAGCAACAUUAUCGUCAACAGCAAAUGUAGCAACAUUAACAACAACAAUAUCAACAACCCCAUCACAUACACCAACACCCACCUCAUUAGCAACAAAUAAUUUACAUUUAACAGCUUCUGUUACUAAACAGGAGCUAACCCAACAAGAGCACAAGCAACUGCAACAACAACAACAACAACAACAACAACAACAAAGUCAUAUGUACACUCAUUCAUCACAGCCACAAUAUCAACAUAACUGCACACAACAUAAUAACAGUCUUCAAUCGCCACAACAUAAUGAUGAAGCGCCUGCUGCUGUUACUGUUGUUGUUUUUAAAACAAUGUUACCUGAUGACUGAAUUAUUUAAACAAAUAAUA